AUUUUCCUCCAUGUUGUUUUUGGUUGCUAGGAACUGUCACAGUGGAAAUCCUGACCCCUUGAAACAUAGCAGCAGCAGAAAGAUAGCAUGAAACGAGUAUUUUCUGGCAUUCAGCCUACAGGAAUCCCCCACCUGGGCAAUUACCUGGGCGCCAUUGAGAGCUGGGUGAGGUUACAGGAUGAGUAUGGCUCUGUUCUGUACAGCAUCGUUGACCUCCACUCCAUCACUGUCCCCCAAGACCCAGCCCUCCUUCGGCAGAGCACUCUGGACAUGACUGCUGCUCUUCUCGCCUGUGGCAUAAACCCAGAGAAAAGCAUCCUUUUCCAGCAAUCUCAGGUGUCUGAACACACGCAAUUAAGUUGGAUCCUUGCCUGUAUGGUCAGACUACCUCGAUUACAACAUUUACACCAGUGGAAGGCAAAGACUGCUAAGCAGAACCACGAAGGGACCGCAGGCCUGCUCACAUACCCAGUGCUCCAGGCAGCCGACGUUCUGUUGUACAAGUCCACACACGUUCCUGUUGGGGAGGAUCAAGUCCAGCACAUGGAACUAGUUCGGGAUCUAGCACAAAGUUUCAACAAGAAGUAUGGGGAGUUCUUUCCAGUGCCUGAGUCCAUUCUAACAUCAAUGAAGAAGGUGAAAUCCCUCCGUGAUCCUUCUGUCAAAAUGUCGAAAUCAGACCCUGACAAACUGGCCACCGUCCGAAUAACAGAUAGCCCAGAGGUGAUAGUGCAGAAAUUCCGCAAGGCCGUGACGGACUUCACCUCUGAGGUCACCUACGACCCUGCCGGCCGAGGGGGCGUGUCCAACAUGGUUGCAAUCCACGCCGCAGUGACUGGACUGUCGGUGGAGGAAGUGGUCCGGGGCAGCAGGGGCGUCGACACUGCUCGCUACAAACUGGUGGUGGCGGAUGCUGUGAUUGAGAAAUUUGCACCAAUUAAGAGUGAAAUUGAAAGACUUCAGAUGGAUAAGGAACAUUUAGAGAAGGUUUUGCAAGUUGGGUCAGCAAAAGCCAAAGAAUUAGCAUACCCUGUGUGCCAGGAGGUAAAGAAAUUGGUGGGGUUUCUAUAGGAAGUUUUUACUAAUCAGAAAAAGGUUUUUGUACAUGGAUCUUGCAUUCUGUGCAUUUUGAUAAAGGCAGCUUUCCUUACAGCAAAAAAAAUUAUAGUUUGGGGAUAUUUAGUUUGGUAUAGCUGACUAUUGACUUCAUUUGAUGAGUAAUGCUUUGUAGCUCUCAAAUGGAGCAAUGUUCCAAAUCCCAUCAACAAAAUACUGUGACCAAAAAAAGAAUAAAUAAAAAUAAAAUAAAAUUAAAGAAGGUGUAGCUGUCUGAUCCCCAAUUCCUUGGACUGAAUUCAUUUACACAAAUGUAAUUGAGGUGAGCAAUAAUUUGGAAAAUGGGGUAUCAUUUGUGCCUCUCUCAAGACGACUUACUAAAACAGAUAUUCAGUUUAUUUAUCUCCAUCCUUUUAAAAAGCAAUACAUACCGGUGUUAGACAAUUUUGGGGAUGCCGUUUGAUCUGAUUUGUAUUCCAAUCUCAUAAAAAUAAAUUAAUUGGUACAGUUCA
Galeopterus variegatus (Sunda flying lemur) is the source of this 1568-nucleotide messenger RNA. RefSeq names its product tryptophanyl tRNA synthetase 2, mitochondrial (gene WARS2). Lineage: Eukaryota; Metazoa; Chordata; Mammalia; Dermoptera; Cynocephalidae. The coding region runs from base 88 to 1071 and encodes 327 amino acids. The transcript is spliced from 6 exons. The record is from RefSeq and is a predicted model, not a curated record. Gene Ontology annotation, biological process: mitochondrial tryptophanyl-tRNA aminoacylation. Gene Ontology annotation, cellular component: mitochondrion; mitochondrial matrix. Gene Ontology annotation, molecular function: tryptophan-tRNA ligase activity; ATP binding.